Oncorhynchus kisutch (coho salmon) is the source of this 4899-nucleotide messenger RNA. Its product is annotated as leucine zipper protein 2-like. Bases 182 to 1234 code for a protein of 350 amino acids. The transcript has 12 exons. The record is from RefSeq and is a predicted model, not a curated record. NCBI's taxonomy places the organism in Eukaryota, Metazoa, Chordata, Actinopteri, Salmoniformes, Salmonidae.
CUGGGUUGCAUCUGUCUGUCUCUCUCUCUGCCUGUGUGUGCGUGCGUGAGUGCGCGCAGGCAAGCGAUCGAGCCAGUGAGUGAGAAAGCGAGAGAGAGAGAGAGAGAGAGAGAGAAAGAAAGGGGAAGGAAAGCAAUCGAGAGGGAGAGAGCGAAUCGGAGUGCGAGUGCAAGACAAAGCUAUGAAAUUAAUACGGGCUAUUUGCCUCCUGCUUCUUUGUCCAGCUUUGAGCCUCAACACUAGACAUGGCUAUGAGGGGCUGGAGCAGAAGCUGAAGGAGGUCUUCACAGAGCGGACUGGCAUCAUGCGCCAACUCUCCAAGACUUCAAAGGAACUGGACAGCAUAAAAGGCAACCUUCAGACACUGAAAAAUGACGACUCCGUGGCCAAGGCGGAUGUCCUGAAAAUCCUGGCGCUCAGCCACAAGCAGAGGGGAGAGAUGAAGUCCCUCCAGGCUGCCUUGCAGAAGCAGCUGGACGAGGCAACGGAGCAAGCCGAGAAACAGCAGGCCACAAUCAAGUUCCUCAAGAUGGAGAUGGAGAAAAAGACCAAAAUAAUCAAGGACCUGCAACAGGAGAACAAGAGCUUGAAAAAUAAACUGCUAUCUGGCAACAAACUGUGUGAUGUCCAUGCAGAAGAGUCCAAAAAAAUCCAGGCUCAACUGAAAGAGCUGCGGUACGGGAAAAAGGAUUUAAUUUUCAAGGGACAGCAGCUAAUGGAUCUGGAGCACAAGUUAACCAUUGCCAAAGAAGAGCUGGAAAAGGCCGCACUGGACAAGGAGUCUCAGUUGAAGGCACUGAAGGACACAGUGCACAUCUGCUUCUCUGCUGUUCUGCACAACCAGCCCACCAGCAGCCACAGGUUCCCCGCCACCCCCACCCACUUGUUCAGAUACUCCUCACUCGUCAACAGCUCCAGAGUCACCUUUCAGCAGCCACACGCUAAGGAUAUCCCGAAAGUUCAGAGAAUCAUCACAGCCAGUAAAUCGCCUGCGAACAUUGGGGUAAUGAGGAGAGACAGUAGUCCCGGAGUCAAGGACUGCCAGAUGGAAAAGAUUGGCGGGGGUUGCUUCCAAAACCAGACGGAGACAGAAUCCUCUCUCGACAGUAAAAAGCUGCUUGAACAGAAGCAAAGGCCUGCAGCGCAGAUUGGAAAAUCAAAUGCAAAGCCCUCAGAUGGCAGGGAGGAAGUAGAGGGAGGCAGCAAAAACACGAAACUACACAAAAACAACUGAAUGGAUGGGAUAUCAUUGGAGAUGCAGAACACCUGCGUUACCUGGAGAUCUUUUUCAGAGCACAUACUUGUGCGCACACACGCACACACACACACACACACACACACACACACACACACACACACACACACACACACACACAGUUUGCAAAAGAGACACAGGAAUUGUUGGACGAAAACAAACUUCUCAACCGUGAAAUGUUUAAAUUUUUCGAUUGAAAACCUGCAUAAUAACAUGGCAUGCAUUCUAGACUUCUUUUAAAAGGUAGCAAUGGCAUUGGUAACUUGUUUUAUGAUUGUUCAUUGUUGUUUUUUUUCAGAGCGAGGACACUACUUUCUACAGUAAAUGUGUGUUAUUUCUAAAUAAAUCCCUUUGCACUGGUGAGGUCAUGAUAUUCUGUAAUAUAAGUAGUCCCAUUAACAAAAACUGCUGUAACACCAAACUUACAAAUAUGGUUUGUCACUCAUUGUAGCAAGGUUAAUUUACUAUCUCCUCCAUAUUUUAAAGUAUAUAGGCUCUCAAGUUGGCUGGCCAACUUCUUUCAACAUUUAAUAUUGCAGAGCUCUUUCUGCCUUUAACAUGCUAGAGGUGAAGAGCCAAAGACUCACAAUGAGUCGUCUCCCUGAGAAUGUGCCAUGCACUGAGUAGUUACUCCUAGCUACAUUGAUCUGUGUUAUUUGACCUUUCUUUCAAUAAACUGUGAUUUUCAGUAAAUUUGUGAAGAUUAAAUGGAUAUUUGUGGAGAAAACGAAUCGACUGGUCUAUUUUUAACCUUUAGUGUGAAGAACAAUUUACAAAAUGUGGACUUUAUACCACUUCCGUAAAAAAUGUAUCACACCCUUGUAAGUGCAGUGUAAUUGCAGCAUAGGUAGCCGGAAAUGUACGGGGAGAAUCAAACAAUGUAUUUCAGUUUGCUUGCCAAUAUAAUAUGUGUAUAACAAAUGACAUGUUAAUUACAGAAAAUUCAACUAGGUAUCACAGUAGUUACUAUAUACGAUUUUUUAGGCCAAGGGUAUUUAUAAUGUUAUGGCAUAAGGUCAAUGAAACAUAAAGAAGGACCUGAAGAAAACACUGCAACUGAUAUUUUUGUUGUUGUUUUGUGUGAGGUUAAAACAAAACCAACCGUUGUCAUUAAAGCAAAUACUUACUCUUUUGUCGCUGUACACCAAAAUAUAUAUUUUUAUUCAAGUUAUGUUCACUCCAGCAUUGGCAGUUGCAUACUAAUUCAUUAUGGAAGAAAUCUCAAAGGAGGGCAGCUAGUAAUUAUUUCAGACUUUAAAAAGAAGCAGAGUUAAAAAGAAAAGUAAAGCAGUCAAGUAUUUAAUCAGUCUUGGUGUGAUUUUUUUAAUUAGCUAGGCUAUGUUUGACCGCUUAAUAUAACUGGAACGUAAUGAUUCAUAAAAAUACUGCUUAUAAUAUGCUAAUGCCGCUACCGUUAUAGGGCUACCAUCAUCGCCUUUUUUAGCAUAUCCAUGACCAAUGACAUUAGCGACAACAUGCGCCAGAUACCCUGUUUGACUUUCUCAAAUGAAUCAAAACAAGACAGCAAGGAAGCUAGAGCUAUUAAUCAUUAGGAAUACCAUUUGAAUAUAAUUUUUUUGGGGGGGUAAUUUAAAAACAAAGUGAACAGAUUGUGGGGAGUCUCUUGUUGACAUGAUACAACAGCAUCACGGAUCUGUUAUGAAUGUAUGUGCGUCACUUGAAAUGAAGUAGAAUGAUACACAACAGAUGUGUUAUGAAUGUCAAAAGGUGUGUAAUUUUACAUGAUUUUAAUUACACACCUUUAUAAGCAACCUAGAUAUUGCAAUAGCAGUGUCGUGAACUACUGUGUAAUUUAGGAGUGGGUCCCGAAGAAAUUUUUACAUCGGUAUACAGCUGAUGAGGACUUGUCAAUUACAUGUAAUAUGGAAAAUAUAUUCAUCAUUCAAAUAGCAAUGACACUAACCAUUAUGAUACAUAAGUACGUAAGUAUGUGUUACAGGCUUAGUUUUUUUUCCUACCUCACCCAGGGUUUCCCAAACUUGGUCUUGUGCCAGCACUAUACAGCUGAUUCAAAUCAACAAAACUUGAUGAUGAGUCAGUUAUUUCAAUCAGUUGUGGUAGUGCUAGUGCAUGAAACUAAAAACGUGCACCCAGGGAAGGCCCCCUGCCCUAACCUAAAUUGGUGUGGGAUUUUCUUUUAGUUUGUCUGUUCUCAGGCAAAUCCCCCCCCAAUUAAUGCCUUUCAGAACCCAUUUUAAAACCCCACCUGUUUCAUUUUGGUUAUCAGUAACUUAUUGAUUAGUUCCCUUUAUCUGCUGAGCGCCCCCAAAAAUGUUGGGAACAUGACAGUAUGUAUAAGUAAGUAUAUAGUUAGUUAGUUGUCAGUAAUUGUGAUACUGGACACAGUAGGCCUACUGUAUCACAUCUUUAAAAAAAAAAAAUGUUUUAUCCCUUUCCCUGUGAUAUUUGGUACAGUCAGCAGGAUCCGAGUGUGACCGAGCAGGAAAAUAUGGGAUGACAGGUGUACAACUCUUUUUGGUCCUCUAAUCCUUCUUUGUGGCAGGUUAUAGCAUAUCCCAGGGGUCUAGUGGAUAGCUUUCCAACAAAGCAACAAGGGUUCCUCCCCAUGAUUUGGCUGGAAAAAGAUUCCAUGAGUGCCGAGGGCAGAGGCAGUGCUGGUGUAACUAUGUCGUUUCUAAGGAAACAAGAGCUGCAAUCAGUAUGUCAUGUAAUUAGACGCUAAACAAAAGUAGCACAUUCAGAUUUUACUUUUGGGUCACUCCCCAUAUCUAUGUACUAAUGUGGUAGUUACAUAACAUAUUGUUACAUACUGUACCAUAGUACCUCGUAUUCCUGUUUCCAGCAUGCACAAUAACAGAGAUUGAACAUUGAGUGAUCUUAUGCCCUGUUCUGAUUCUAACAUUCAUAUUUAGUCCUGAUCUUGUCCACAUUCUGUUUGUGCCCACAUUUUCAGACAAGUGUAGACAAUUAAAAGACUAGUUGUGGUCUGAUUGUGAUCAGGUCUUGACCACCUCCGGAGGAAGUCAGUCACGCAUUGUGUCUUACAAGUGUAGACGGAUCUGGACAGUGAAACCAUUUAAAAUCAUCAUUAAAUCUUUGACAGGUGGCACCAUUGACUUAUGGCAUCAAUAUGUGUCUUCAAAUAAAUAAAUAAUAUUAUUUUGAAAGAAUAACUGUCAAAUAACUUGCAUACAGGGAGGGAACAGGAAAUGUGGUCACAAUGCAGACACUGUGGACGGAUAUGAGACACGUGUAGACAUAUUUCGGAAAAUGUGGGUACAAUCAGAAUGUGGGCAAGAUCAGGACAAACGAUGUAUAAACAAGGCUUAGCAAUGUAAUUUUAGGUGGUUGCUCAGACACAAUUGUAGUAAAUGUGUUACGACUUCUGCCAAAGUCGAUGCCUCUUCUUGUUCGGGUGGUGCGGUCGACGUCACCGGUCUAUUAGCCAUAAUUUGAUCCAUUUGUUUUGUCUUGUCUUCCUACACACCUGGUUCCAAUCCCAUUCAUUACCUGUUGUGUAUUUAACCCUCUGUUGUCAGAGAUUGUUUGUUGUUCAUUUAUCGUGUUGUUUGUAUUGGUGCGCGACUGGUCCUCGUACCCACUUUGUUUUGAUUUAUUGUCAUGGUUUUGGAGCUAUGUUUUUAAGUUAUUAAACUACUCCA